UGUUGAUAUAGUCAAAUUUAGCCAUUACAUGUUAAAACAGCUUGCCAUAUCCUUCAGCCAAGCCCUCCUGUCCUGAGUCCUACUGAGCAUCUGUUUGGUGGAAAGAGGCGGGAGCGACUGAAGAGGACGGUGAAAGCCUCGGGGAAAGACUCUAAUAACGCACAGAGCAAAACCUUCAAUAUCAACAGUUUGCUGUUAAAAGAAGAGAUUACACAACUGCUACCUGUAUUGCCCUCUGCUGGUUGACCAGAUGAGACAAGAUGACUGCGUUGCCAUUCCCCUGUCCUGUCCAUAUGGGUGUCACUGGAGGCCUACAAACUCAACUGCACAAAUACACUUUGGAGGGAAAUCUUACCAAGUUGGAGAAACUGCUUAAAAAGGGUGUUGAUGUGAACUGUGUGAAUCACCUGGGUCAGAGUCCACUGUUCUGUGCUGCUCUCUUGGGCCAAGUGAAGGUGACGGAGCUGCUUCUUCAUUAUGGAGCUGACCCCAACCAUCGCUGUGAGGACUGGAGCACCCCAGUUCAUGCAGGUGUAUUCUCCUGCAACACUUCAGUGGUGAGUGGCUUGCUGGAUGCUGGAGGAGAUCUAAGACUCCAUGAUGGGGAAGGCAGGACCCCCUUUGAAUGGCUCAGGGUUGUGAAGCAGGAAGGCAAUGCCCGGAUGCAAGAUUUCCUGGAGAGCUGCCUGUCCUCUAUGCAAAAGCUGUGUCAGAGCUCAGCCAUGAAGAAGCUGUACAGUGGCCAGCCCCACAUCUCAACCUCCACACUGUUGCACCCUGUAUCUUUGCUGGAUCGCUUUAAAUCACGUGGAAUGGACAUGCAGUUCAAGAAGAGGAUGAACAGCAGGUCCUCCUGCAUGACAGCCCACUGUUUGGGCUUUGGAAAGGUGUGUGUAAACAAGCCAUGCCAGGAAUUGGCUUUGCCAGCAUCUAUUCCACUGAUAAGAAAGAGUGAUCUGACCCAGGCUGAUGAUGGACCUCUGCUCUCUUUCACCUGUGGGUCUUUGACCUCCAUGACCAAGUACAACUGGAGAGGCUCCAGGGUUACAGUGAAGACAAUGCGGGAUUGUCACAAAGCCCAUCUGGACCUGCUCCUCAUAGAACAAGACUACUGUAGCAAGCUGUUCCACCCACAGCUGCUGCAGCUGAUGGCAGUGAGUCUGUCUGAUGACCUCCAGUGGACCGGUCUGGUGUUUGAGUGCGUCACUGUUGGCACACUGCACAAUCUGCUACACAACAGGCGUGCUGAGUUCCCAGUGCUGCAGGACAGAUGGCUGCUGUCAGUGAUGUUGCAGGUUUGCGAAGGUCUGCAGUACCUCCACGGAGGAGGUCUGGUGAUGAGGGCCUUGUCUUCCCACAGUGUGGUCCUCACAAAGUUCAGAGUGGCCAAACUAACCUGUUUAGGCUUCAUGGUCCCCAGUAGUGAAAGUGCAUGUGUCCAAACCCCCAAGAGUAUAGUCCUGCCCUCCAGCCUUUAUAGAUGGGCUGCUCCAGAGGUCAUUAAACAGCGGCCCUGCACAAAGGAGGCUGAUGUCUACAGUCUUUGUGCUCUGAUCCAGGAACUCUACACAGACAGUGAACCAUGGGGCACUGUGAACCCGGACAGGAUAAAGCAGGUGAUGGAUGCAGGUGAGGCCCUGGCAGCAGACAGCAGCGUUCCACAGCCGUACUAUGAUGUAGUCCUGAAAGGCUUGAAGCAACACCCACAGGACCGCACCUGCAGCCUGCAGAGCCUGUGCUCCAUACUGCAACAUGACAUCAAGAGGUUGUCCCGUGACGAGCAGAUGAGUGGUGGGCUGUGUGUCUUUCCAGAACAACAUCAGGGGCUGGGCGUCCAGAGAACAACACAGCAUAACAUUGUGGGGGAACCAGUACAGAGCGCUGUCCGGCCAGUUACAAUCAAGGCUGAAACAGCGGUGGAAAGACAGACCCACCUGGACAGACAGCUGGACAGACAGUCGUACAGUGGAGCAAAGCCAGAGCUGGAGAGAGAAAGAGAUGAAUGUACGGAGGUAGAAUCCAUGCUCCAGCAAGUGGGGCCUUAUACAGAAAUGUGCUCUUUGCUUGAAGAGUUUUACUCAGGUAGUGCUGAGGAGGAAUCUGAAACAGAGGCAGACAUAGACAGGGAGAUAGUGGAGCUGUCCAAAAUUACAGUGGAUCAGCAGCUUAGCACCAUUUUGGUCAACCUCAAAGUGUCGCAGGAGUUGCUGCAGCAGGCUAACUGGAGCCUAGACACAGUGGAGAGAGUUCUCCUGCUGGACCACAGAACGGAGGACCAACUGGAUUCACUGACUGGGUUUAGAGAUGCUCCUCCCUCCUCCUCCAUGUCUUCCUUCUCCAUAUCCUCCACAAAUACUUCUGGAGUUAAUACUGCUGCUGCACCACCCUCAAAGCAUUACAGUCUCUUUCUGCAAAGGGAGGAUCAUUGGGUACAGAACCUGGAGGCCCAGCUCCUGAGCAGAGAUUGGGAACUGCUGAGCCAUAAAGAUUUGGCUUUGUGGCAGAGUCACUAUCCAGCUGAACAGCAGCAUUAUGAGCAGGACUGGUCGCUGCAACUUUCUUCACGUAGCUAUAUGACAGAGAGCCAUUCAGAGAGAGCUGAUCACAGCACAAACAAGCUGAGCCAGUACAGAUCAGCUCUGAACGACAGCCUUGUCAACGUCUUCUCUGGGAAUAAGCUGCAGACAUCCAGUUCACCAGAAUAUGCAAAUGUUACAGUGGAGGUGUGCAGGCCAGCACCUAGUGAGAAUCCACUGCUCGAUACUUGCAACAACAAAUGCGAGAGCUUUCCAAACAUCUGUGAGGAAACAGAUGCAGAUGUCAGUGGAACACAGACACAGUAUACACCCAACACUAACAUGGCUUGGUCAGACAUGGCUCUGCUGGCUGAAGUCUCCAGCAGCUCAUAUUCUCCAACUCUGCCUCAGGAGAAACUCCACAGUAUCUAUGUCAACAGACAUGGCCCACCCUGUAAUAGUACCCCACGUAGCCCAGAUGUACACUGGCGUAUGAUGACGGAUGUUAUUGAGGCUAAUCUCCCAGACUCCCCUGCCUGCAGCCAUCUCCAGAGUGAAAAUUUCACCACACCAAGAGAAAGCACUGUACAGGGGACAAACAUUUGUCAGCCUCCACCCUUCGAGGUAGAUUCUGCCAACAGUCUCCAGUGCUUCAUCACAGCCAGCCAAGAAAAGCUGUUCACAGACAGUGUAUCUCCCAGCUCCAGUGUCCACAGAGGCCACAGCACUGAGGAAGGAGAGCACAGAGUACAACUGCAAGAGGAAGGAGAGGGAGCAGGAGUGUCUGAGCUGGAAGGGAGUGAAGAGAGGCAGGAGGAAAUGGAGGGAACCAGUGUUGAGGAAGAAAAGGAGGAAGAAAUGGAAGACAAGGCAGAAGAGGAGACUGAGGAAAUGGAGAAAGGAUUACAGAUGGUCAAACAGUGCACUGAAGGAGAAGAAGAGGAGGACGAGAUAGCGAAACAUGUUAUAAAAGGCAGUGAGGUGGAGGAGCACGACCCACAGAGAGAUGUGGGAUCAGAAGUGGAGGAAGAGGAGGAUGAAGAUAUUGAUGACAGGAUGAAGAACAUAACAGGAUUAUUGGGUAACAGUGAAGAGACAGGAGACAACACCUUUGUUAACAUCAGGGACCUGGGUGCAGACACAGUCACUGCAGAUCCUGAGAAGAAGAACGAGAUGGGGGUGUGUCCGGAGUCAUGGUGGAGUCUCAGUUUACUGGAGGAUACCAACAGAGCCCACUCAACACUAGAUGAUGUGCUGCAGGGUCUUGUAGUAGACGGCACCAGAAAGAGUCCAGGAACCAGUAAAGAAGCCACCACAGUGUUUCAGGUGUUUGAAGGACAGACUUGUGAUGAAUGACACGCAGGCAGCUCCGGUGAUGACUGGUCCACCACCCAAAUGUCUCAACUGGACUGUGUGGGAGCAGGAGCAGACUCUUCAUGAACUACACCAACAUGUUCUUUAAUGUGUGAAACUGCAGUUUUGUUACUGGUGUUGUAUUUCCCAGGGUGUUUUGUUUGUAGUUUGCUGUUUUUAAGAAAGCUCUGUUAUUCUUGAAGAUUUGACUUAAACAGUUGCUGAAGCUGUGAAUACACUGUCUGUAAAGGUGUUUGUUUACAUUGUGCUGUUUGAGGAUGUGCAAAUAAAAAUCAUAUGCAAUGCAA
Seriola aureovittata is the source of this 4177-nucleotide messenger RNA. RefSeq names its product inactive serine/threonine-protein kinase TEX14-like. Gene Ontology annotation, cellular component: midbody; kinetochore; intercellular bridge. The record is from RefSeq and is a predicted model, not a curated record. NCBI's taxonomy places the organism in Eukaryota, Metazoa, Chordata, Actinopteri, Carangiformes, Carangidae. Gene Ontology annotation, molecular function: protein kinase activity; ATP binding; protein binding. The coding region runs from base 261 to 3872 and encodes 1203 amino acids. The transcript has 25 exons. Gene Ontology annotation, biological process: mitotic sister chromatid separation; male meiotic nuclear division; attachment of spindle microtubules to kinetochore.